This is a messenger RNA of Annulohypoxylon maeteangense, 1932 nucleotides long. RefSeq lists its product as uncharacterized. Bases 1 to 1932 code for a protein of 643 amino acids. The transcript has a single exon. NCBI's taxonomy places the organism in Eukaryota, Fungi, Ascomycota, Sordariomycetes, Xylariales, Hypoxylaceae. The record is from RefSeq and is a predicted model, not a curated record.
AUGGCUACCUUAGCAGAAAAUUCGACCUCGCACCUCCCAUACGGCACGCAUUACCAUGUUCUACAGCCCAUAUCCGCCAUAGCCGCCGGCAGGGUAGCCGUGUAUAAUUACGAAGGAAUCCGUCGCUGCCACCGCUGCCUCUGCUUACAGAAGAGGCCGCUAGCGCACCAGCGCAAGUGUGCAGGUCUCUCCGACACGAAUUCGUUCCCCUGCCUGGCUCGCUGCGGGCGCGCGUUUUCAACCCCGGCAGCUGCUCGGAAGCACGCGCUGCGCUGCGAAGGAUCGAGGAUCUCGCAAGAUCGGUAUGGGACAUAUGUGUGUCCGAUAUGCGGAGUUGCUGGGUUUUCCGGGUCGGCAGUGGCCAAGCACGUGAGCGAUUGUAGAGGCAAAAGGUCUGCCGUCCUAAAGCCGUAUAGCGCGAUGAGAAACUUGUGCUGCUGCGAUUCGUGUGGGGGGGUAUUUCUUCGAAACGGCUUUCGCCGCCAUACGUGCCACGUUGUCGGCGAUCCGGUAUGGUUCGGUCGACAGGACGGCCCCCCCGACUUAUCCACGACGUACGUCCGCUGGUGCCGCAAGGCAGGCUUGACUCUAGGUGGCGUACCGGGAGAGAUGCCAGACGUGGUCCCUGACCUGACCAUAUCCGUGCCUAGCGCGGCGGCGGACGAGCACAACGGCAGCAAACCUGCGGAGUGGCUUUCGGUCGUAGAGGGCGACGACGAAGACAUGCUUAGCGACGCCGAAGGUGGGGAUGACGAGUACGCCUUCUCGGACGAAGAGGAGGGACAGCGGCGGGAGGAGGACGACGUCCUCGACGACGGCGAGAGCGGAGACGAAAACGAGGAAUUGGGAAACCAGCCCGACGGACGCGCGGAAGGCCUGCUCGGUGCCCACAGAGCGCGCAUGGCCGUCGCGCUGCAACGCGCUCGCGUCACCUUCGACUCUCUUGAUCCGACGCCUUGUGAAGGGCUGACUUGGAGACACGGAUACUUUCCUUGCCCGUUCGGCACUGUCAUCACGUCCGAUACAGCUUACUUUAGAAGCUCCGUUAGACGUGGCGGGGUAAAGCAGCUUCAGAUCCUGCCGUUUUGUUUCAGAUGCGCGUCGUUGCGAAAUAAGAUAUCUUCCUGGGUGGCGGAAGGGAAAUAUACCGUGGGCGGCGUGCAUCUUUGCCGCAGGAGAGGGUGCCGCAAGCCCGUGGCCGCGUUGUGGCACUGCAAAUAUCAUGCGGAUCAGCUCACUCGCAUCAACAUUAGGGGUGAGGGUCGCUUGGGCGCGACCAGGGUUGUGCCGCCUGAGUACUUGGCCGACUUCGCAAGAUCUUGCACGGCGAGAGAGCUAGUAUGCCGACGCUGGAACGCCGUGAGAGACGCCGUGUUAGGGGCGCCAGGGCUAUCGCCGGUAUUUUUUGUCGAUACCGAGUCCGUUUACGACUACUGGCGGCGUGCCUUCGUAGUAUGCGAGCUGGCGAUACGGUCCGCGUCUGGAGAGCUUUUGUUGCAUACGCCGGUGGACCAUGGGCUCGCGCAACGCCAGCUCCGACAGCGUAUCAGGCCUCAUAUGUUUGCGAAACUUGCUCGCAUUUACGAUUUUCGUGACCUGUCCGGCCGGACGCAUGGCAUGACGCCGGAGCAGGUCACCGAGGCGUUGGUUCGGAUCGGGAUGAAGCCGUCGGCGUUCUUGGUGGAGUGGUCCCUCUGCGGCUUCGAUCUGAACGCUCUGCGAUCUACGUUCGACUGCUCCAUAUUCCCUACUACCGCGUUACUCGGCCAUAGACUCUGGAGGGACCUGGGUGUGCCUGGGAGCCUAGCGUUGAUGCCCUUCUUCUCCUCGUUAUUCCCGCACUCCUAUCUUAAUCAGGAUCACCACCUCGCCUCGAUCGAUUCCGAGAAGCUCUUUCUCACGGUGCGCAGCGCUCUCGCGCACUUUAGGUGA